Messenger RNA from Pneumocystis jirovecii RU7, 249 nucleotides. RefSeq lists its product as uncharacterized. The transcript is spliced from 4 exons. The coding region runs from base 1 to 249 and encodes 82 amino acids. Gene Ontology annotation, cellular component: cytoplasm; Ragulator complex. The record is from RefSeq and is a predicted model, not a curated record. NCBI's taxonomy places the organism in Eukaryota, Fungi, Ascomycota, Pneumocystomycetes, Pneumocystales, Pneumocystaceae.
AUGAGUUUUAUAGGAGUUCUUAAAAAGAUUGUUGAAAAAGAAAAUGUUGAAGGCAUUAUUUUAAUAGAUGAGAAUGGACUUUGUUUAGGAUCUUAUGGAAAGGUGAAUGAGGAAUUUGCAAGUAAAUGCAUUAAAUUUGCGGAUUUAGAAUUGCAAACUAAGAUGUUUGCUGCUGUUAUGAAUAAAAGGCAAAAGAUUCUUCUGCAUAGAGAUUCUGGUAUCACAACAGUUUUGUUUAUGACACGUUAA